Eublepharis macularius is the source of this 3891-nucleotide messenger RNA. RefSeq names its product calcium homeostasis modulator 3 (gene CALHM3). The transcript has 3 exons. The record is from RefSeq and is a predicted model, not a curated record. NCBI's taxonomy places the organism in Eukaryota, Metazoa, Chordata, Lepidosauria, Squamata, Eublepharidae. The coding region runs from base 1 to 1026 and encodes 341 amino acids. Gene Ontology annotation, molecular function: monoatomic cation channel activity.
AUGGAUCGAUUCCGGAUGAUCUUUCAGUAUUUCCAGUCUAAUUCAGAAUCGGUGAUGAAUGGGAUUUGUGGACUUCUAGCUCUGGCUAGUGUCAAGAUUUACACCUCCUUUGAUUUCAACUGUCCCUGCAUCCCCCAGUACAAUAUGGCAUAUGGCUUGGGGAUAAUGUUUAUACCUCCCGUGAUCCUGUUGCUCUGUGGUCUCAUUGUCAACAAGCAGUGUGUAGUGGCAAUCGAGGAGUGGAAGAGACCCACUGGGAACAGAAAGAAGAACAUGGCUAUUAUCAGGUACAUUUGUUCCUCCAUCCUGCAACGGGCCAUGAUUGCACCCAUUAUUUGGAUCAUAGUUACCCUCCUUGAUGGGAAGUGCUUUGUCUGUGCCUUCAGCAAUUCUGUUGACCCUGAUAAGUUUUCGGGUUUUGCCAACAUUACCCCUGCCCAUGUGCAGCUGUUGCUCUCCAAGGUUGCUUGCAAGGAGGAUGAGCUCAUGAGGAAUAACACUUCCCGCAAAGCAGUGUCCAGGUACCUCCGAUGCUGGUCACAGGCUCUUGGCUGGAGUAUACUAUUGACGCUUAUAGUGAUAGCUUUUCUUGCCCGAUCUCUCAGGCCCUGCUUCAAUCAAGCUGCCUUCCUGCAGACUCGCUAUUGGAGUAACUACAUCGAUAUUGAGCAGAAGAUAUUUGAUGAAACUUGCUGUGAGCAUGCUCGAGACUUUGCACACAAGUGCAUCCUCCAUUUCUUUGAGAGCAUGCAGAAAGAAAUCAAGCUAAGGCGAUUCAAUGCUCACAAAGAGGAAGAGGAAGGCAAAGAAGGGGAGAAAGAUCACUUGCGAGGAAUCACCAGCGAGGAGCAGAUGAACAAGCUCCUUCAGUCAUGGUACUACAGCAAACCACAGCUGGAUCUGAGCCAAACGACACAGCGGCAAUGCCUGAGCACAGACAGGAAAUCUAUGCAUUUGGUAGACACCAUGACUAAUAGGUGGCAUCCCCAGCCAGGGACCACAACUACAAGACAAACAGAUGUUUAAAAGGAAACUGGCAGCAUUGAUGUGUGCCUCUCUCAUAAAUACCACAUAACAUCUCUUAGGAAGAGAGUUACCAGCUCAGGAAAAAAAAUUGCCUGAUGAUCUUAUUUAUAUCUUACUGUUCUCCCUAUUGCGGACCCAAAGCAGCUUACAACAUCAUUUCCCCCUCCUCUCUUUUAUGAUACAACAAUCCCACAAGUAGAAUGGUUAGAAUGAGAAUGACUGGCCCAAGAUCACCAAGUAAGUUUCCAUGGCAGAGUGGGUAUUGGAACCCAGGCCUCUCUGGUCCUAAUCCAACACAAUAACCACUAUAGCAUGGUGGCAGUCACCACACCACACUGGUUCUUGUGCCUUAAGUAUAAGCUCAAUAAGCAUGUGUAACUGUUUAUGGCAAUGGAGAAGCUAAGCAUAUCAUCUGCUAAUAUCCACACAAACUGUUAUUAAAGGCACAAGAUAGAAGCUCGUUAAAAAGAAACCAUGGCAUAGCAUAAUGGCUGAGGUGUCGGUCUAGGAUCUGGGAAAAUCCCCACUCUGCCAUGGAUGCUGGGUGAUCUUGGGCCAGUCAUACACUCUCAGCCCAACCUACCUCAAAGUGUUGUUUUGAGAAUAAAAUGGAUUAGAGGAGAACAAUGAAAGCUGUUUUGAGUCCCAUUGGGGAGAAAGGCUGGAUAUAAAUGGAGUAAAUAAAUAACUAAACUAUAUCACAGCAAAGGUUUGAAAGGAAGAUCAAAUAAUCAGAGGCAAUAAAAUAUUACUAAUGUAUAAUAGGCUGUAGGAAAUCCUUCAACAGAAAGAACUAUUUUCUAAAAAUCCAGCAGAGAUUUGUAAGGUAUUGAUAAAAGUCUCUUUUGGUUACCUUCUGUCUUUAAAUAAAUAGUUCCUGUUCAAGCUACAAAAAAGGAGAGUUUGAAGCAAGUAGAUAGCAUAGCACAACAUAGCACAACAAAUGUUCUAAUCAUGUGUACUGGGCCUAGCAACGAUGCAUAUCAGAAAUGUAUGCUAACCAUAUACAGACAAUCACUAUUUCAUCUGAAAUGGGCACCACACAUAUUUUCUGCUUCAGUACAUGCUACACUGAACAAUGACUUGUUCAGUGUACAUGUUCACAUGUACUGAAAAUGAAAAUAGGAGGGUGCACAAUUCAGAGGAAAUGGUCAUCUUAUGUAUUGGGAGGAUUGUACAUAAUGCACGCUUCCUGUGUACACAGUUGGAUACGCUUAUAUGUAACCACUUCAAAGAUCACCUGUGCAGAACAAUGAUAGCCCAGCAGCUCCAUUUUGUAGAGAAAUAUCCAGUUAGGAUAUGUUAGAUAGAAGGACUGUAUUGUAGGGAGGGGGGGGUCUCAAACGUUUCACUAAUGAGUUAGGGACCAUAGACUUCACCACUUAGUUGCCUGACAUACUUUCUGUUGCUUUAAAUAUAUGAUCCUAUGAGCUACCUGUGCUUCAUGUGGUCUAAUGUCAGCCCUAGAAUUGCUGUUUCAGCAUUUCUUCAACUCUGUAUUGGAUUCUUGUUAAUGCUCUGUCUUUGUAAACUUGUGUUUAUUUACUCUAUGGCAUUGUUUAUGGAAAUGUCUUUGAAAUUGACUGUACUAAUCUUACACUGUAUAAACUGCCCUGAGUCUCAGUGAGAAAGGAGGACUAUAAAUCUUAUAAAAUUAAUUAAUUAAUUAAUAUUUGGUGGUAGAUGCUAUUUGCCAUGGUUGGGUAAUUACUAAUGCUAAGGUUGUUAACAUUAGGUUGUUUUACACUACUAAUAGAAAAACUUUUCUGAUAUCCACUCUAUUUUUGUUUCCUUCCAGUUUGCAACCACUGGUUCUUGAACCCACAAUCCUCUGUAGCAGGGCUUUUUUUCAGCUGAAGGGCAAUCUAAACUCCCCUCCACGGAGGGCAAUCUAAACUCCCCUCUGUCUGGAGAUCAGGGGGUGGGGCCACCAGCCAUGUGACCAUUUUCAAGAGGUUCCAGAACUCCGUUCCACCACGUUCCAGCUGAAAAAAAGCUCUGCUCUGUAGCCAAUAGCUCAACUCCAUGCUUUGAGGCUCUGAGAUAUCACUUUAAAACCAAAAAUAUGGAGAAAAGCAUUUGGGAGGGGGGCGGGUUCUAGUCAUUGGAAUGGUGAGAUAUAUUCUUUGAUACAAUUGCAGUUUGGACCAGAGAAUAAAAGCACUAGGAGAGGGAAGUGAAAGAAGAACCAGCUGUGGAUCAUGUAUCAAACUGGGCUGUGCAUGCAUUGAAAGUUAGAGAGCCUAGGAAACAUGGGAUGAGAUGUAUGUGCUGAGCUGAAUUCAUAGGAGGAAAUGAGAGUCUAUGUGGUGAUGAUGCCCAUUCCAUUCCCUAAAAUCCCUUUCUUCUGUUUCUAAAAUGGAACUGUGUGCAUGUGUCACAAAGCCACAUAAUGUUGUUGGCAGGCUGGUAGGAGGACCAUGUAGCUGUGAAUAGCAUAGGUACCCACAAGUCUGCUAAACACAAUAGUUUUGGCCAGUUAGCAUGAGCAACCAGCAAAUGGUCCACAACACCUCUGGAUCCUGGGAACCCGGUUGACCUUGUGUGAGGGGAUGGGUUCUAUCCUCUCCCCCAAAUUCCCACUGGAAAUAAACCAGUAGGUUCUAUAAUUCAAAUAAUAUAUUAAAAGGACCACCCAGCCAUUGGCUCUUUGUUCUAUCCCUGAUGAGCUGGAGGAGCAAGGAGGAAAGCUGGAUCCUGCUGUUUGCCACACUGGUCCCAAGAUAUUUUAGAUUAGGUUAGGGAAUGUAUUUGGCUCAUUUGAUGCAUUUAUAUUUUGAUUGCUCUUUGCCUUUGUGUUUUGCCUGAGUCAACUGACUCCUGUGCUUUCUGUGUUGGUGUCAAAAUAAAAUCCUUUUUCUUUUA